Messenger RNA from Diatraea saccharalis (sugarcane borer), 2587 nucleotides. The record is from the annotation of a GenBank genome assembly. Lineage: Eukaryota; Metazoa; Arthropoda; Insecta; Lepidoptera; Crambidae.
AUGUCGAAAGAAGAAAAGGGAGUGCCUGAAGAAUUCCAGCCGCGGGAAACGUGGAGGAUCCUCAAGAACGUGGUCGUUAUUAGCUCAGCGUUCAUGCUCCAUUUUACAGCAUAUAGUGGUGCCGCCAAUUUACAAAGUUCUAUAAAUGCAGAGGCAGGGUUGGGCACAGCGUCCUUGGCGGCGGUAUACGCGGGCCUUAUAUUUUCCAACAUUUUUCUUCCAGCUGUAGUUAUAAAAUGGUUCGGUGCAAAAUGGGCUAUAUCAUUGUCCUUUUUGACUUAUAUGCCGUACAUAGCGGCUCAGCUGUAUCCCACAUUUUACACCAUGAUCCCCGCUGGUCUGAUCGUGGGUUUCGGCGGUGGUCCACUGUGGUGCGCCAAGUGUACUUACCUCUCAGUGGUGUCUGAAGCUCAUAGCAGAAUCUCAAAAAUACCAGCGGAAGCACUACUAGUGCGGUUUCUAGGACUAUUCUUUAUGAUAUUUCAAAUGAACCAAGUGUGGGGCAACCUUAUUUCAUCACUAGUGUUGUCAUCCGGCGACAACGCGGCGGCAGUGACGGCGGUGAACGCGACCAUGAUACCGGAACUGUGCGGCGCCAACUUCCUGCCCAGCGCCGACGCGGCCGAAGUGCUGCAACAACAGCCGCCUGAAAAAAUACAAAUGAUGAGUGGUAUAUAUUUAGCGUGUAUGGCCGGAGCUGCAAUAAUCGUUGCUGUUGGUGUCGAUUCCAUGAAAAGGUAUGAUUCAAGUCGGAUUGGCACUCAGACAGGUUUAUCAGGUACAUCUCUGCUAGCUGUCACGGUAAAGCUUCUGGUGGAGCCCAAUCAGCUGAUGUUGGUCAUCAUUAACAUCUUCAUUGGUUACCAACAAGCUUUUUUUGGAGCGGACUUCACUGCGGCAUUCGUGUCGUGUGCAGUGGGCACUGGCAGUGUAGGAUUUGUAAUGAUGACUUAUGGUUUGGCGGAUGCUAUCGGGUGUGUCAUAACCGGAUAUGUGGCUAAGGUGUUGGGUCGUCUCCCGAUGAUUUGUUUGGCGUGUGUGACGCACGCGGCGCUGAUGGCGGCGGUGCUCGCGUGGAGGCCGCACGCCGCCGACGCGCCCGCGCUAUAUGCGGUGGCUGUAUUGUGGGGACUCUGUGACUCGGUGUGGAUAGUGCAGAUCAACGCUUAUUACGGCAUCCUGUUUCCCGGUAGAGAAGAGGCAGCCUUCGCCAAUUUUCGGCUAUGGGAGUCUGUGGGCUACAUUAUAGCCUACGUCAUCUCACCAUACCUGCGCACCAGUCAGAAGACCUACUUUAUGCUUGCGAUGAUGUUAGUCGGAGUGCUGUUUUACUUUAUCGUCGAACACAGAGAUAGAAAAGCUAAGAGAAAACUUGAUAUAGCGAAUAAAGAGCAGUCUCCUGAUAAAGGUGUUGACAAUAUAGCUUUUCAGAAUGUGGAACUAUGACGUAGUCAGGUUUAAAUGUAUUUUUUUGUGCAAUAUUUUUAUAAAAAACUUUUGUUGUUAGUGACUUAGUUUAUAAACAAUUUAAUAAUGAUACUAUAACAGUACAAUAUAGGAGAAAAUAUAUAUACAAACGGUGACCAACUUUCAGAACGUUAUUAAAAAAAGUUUUGUGUUUGUUUAUAGCAGUUUAUCGAAGUAAGAAAUCUUUAUGUUUAUGGAAAAUUUAGUUAUUACAUUUGAUUAAGAACUUUGUAUUGAAUGAAAUAUCAAAGCUAUUUGGGUAAGAGUGUUGAAAUAUGAUUUUUAAGACUUCAUUGAACUAUUACUCCUAUAAUUUUAUUAUUUAAUGAAAGUAGUUGAAAUACAGUUUAACCUAUUUAGUUUAUUUAAACACCAUUAUCUAUAUUUAUUCUGGCAAGACCAUAUUAAUGUGUUCAGUUGUUACAGGUAUAAAACUUUAUUUAUGUUGAGAGAUAUAUUUAAAAGAAAAAUUAUAAUAAAUUACAACAAGUAUUACAAUAUCGGUGAUCAUAUUAAUGUUACCUUAGAUAGUUUAUUACGAAUUCUACAAUUUUGUUUUCAAUGCAGGUGCUCAUAAAGCGCUAUUUUUUUAAUCCAUUGUAAACACUGAAAGUGAGUCUUUAAACACGUGUUAAAUAAAAAUGUACUGAAAUCCUUUACAGCACACGUGCUUAAAAGUAUUUUUUUAAUUCUUUUUGGCCGAGCACCAAAGAAAUUUAAAAAAAUUUAUGAAAAUAUCAAUUAACUUCAGAGGCAAAAGUAUUUCAAGGAUAUUUACAAAUAAAAAUGUAUGACACGAAAACAUGUUCAAAUAUCACGUUUAAUUUUAACAAAUAAUUUUUACCUUUAAUACAUACUUAGUUUUAUUAACCUAUAUAUUUGUUUUAUUUCCUCGCAAAAAGCAUUGAAAAAUGUUGUAAGAAAUUUGAGCGUAAAAGGUUUUUCGAAUUCGUGCCAAUUUGGCCCUUAUUCGUAAAACCUUACUUUCCGCACUCGUAUCUUAAAUAACUAUUAUGUAAUUUGUUAGAGCUAUUAUAUACGAGUACCGUAAAAAUAAGUUUAAUUAUAUAAACACUUUUUGUAAAAUUUAAAUACUGCGAUAAUAAAUACGAUAUUUUUC